This is a messenger RNA of Larimichthys crocea (large yellow croaker), 2345 nucleotides long. RefSeq names its product zinc finger protein 740b (gene znf740b). The record is from RefSeq and is a predicted model, not a curated record. Gene Ontology annotation, biological process: regulation of transcription by RNA polymerase II. Bases 284 to 1105 code for a protein of 273 amino acids. Gene Ontology annotation, molecular function: RNA polymerase II cis-regulatory region sequence-specific DNA binding; DNA-binding transcription factor activity, RNA polymerase II-specific. NCBI's taxonomy places the organism in Eukaryota, Metazoa, Chordata, Actinopteri, Sciaenidae. The transcript is spliced from 7 exons.
AUCAUGGCCGCGGAUGUGGGUCAUUCGGCUUCAGUCAUGUGACAGGCUGUCUGACCAAUCAGCGCGCUGCCCGGUGAGCACUUCCGGUGGCGUUUCCUGUCAGUGUUUGUAAACUGAGAAAAAAUUGGAAGUGCGACAAGAAAUACUAAUCUGCAAAACUCUAAAAAUACAAAGGCUUUGGUCCCUGAUGAUUUGGGUGUGUGUGGUCUCUUCUGUUUACCCCUCAUCCUGAGUGAAGCCCCCUCUGUUCCCCCUCAAACACACACGCAUUCAAACCACGGCGAUGACACACCAUUCCAACAGCUCUGUUCGAGACCAUAUGAAAUGGGCUGGGUUGCUGGGCUGCGAGGCGGUGCUGUCCAGCAUGGCCCUCAUGCAAGCCAACAACAUCCCAGGCCAGAAGAGGAUGAUGUCAUCCUUGAGUCAAGGACACAGGGCCAGCCCAGAGAGUCACCAAACCCACUCUCAGCACAGUCACCAUGGGCACCAGGCUCACCAUGGACAAGCCCACCAGAGCCACGUGGGCCAUGCUUCAGGUGGUAGCUGUCCACCCCUGCUGAUCCGAAAAGACGGGGAUUAUCACUCCUCAAGACUGAUGGAUGGAAAGGACAUGCAGGCAAACCAGAAUUUGCAACCCAAGAAGAAGCACAAAAAAUCAGGCUCGUCCAACAAAGUUAAAGAGAAAGUGGAGCAUAUACUUCCACAAAUCGACAUGGAUGAUGACGACACAGACGACGACAGUUCAUUGAAAGUGCAGAAGAACUUCAUCUGUGACCACUGCUAUGGAGCUUUCCGGAGUAGCUACCACCUCAAGAGACAUAUACUCACACAUACAGGAGAAAAGCCAUUUGCGUGCGAUGCGUGUGAUAUGCGGUUCAUUCAGCGUUACCACCUGGACAGACACAAAAGGGUGCACAGCGGAGAGAAGCCAUACCAGUGUGACCGCUGCCAUCAGAGCUUCUCACGGACAGACAGGCUGCUGAGACACCGACGGCUAUGCACGGUUGGGAUAAGCAAAGAGGAAAACCAGUACUCACAGGACGCAUCUGCUCAUCCAGCUUCCUGGAGCCCCUUACAGCCUUCCAACAACCGUCUGACUGUCUGACCCUCAGCUUCCCACAGAGACACUACAGACAGACAACAGCUGUGUGCAGCUCAGUGACGUCACACAUUGAAGCUCAACAGUACUUUAACCUGAAAACAGUCUAGCUUAAACACAACCAAACCUAAGUUUGCUCUCGCCAGGAUUUUUGUACUUUGUUACAUUCAUGUUGCAAGCAAAAGAGAAAGGACUAAUUAACGAUUUUGGACAACAGGUCAUGAUAUUAUGGCAAUAACUAAAUAGACAACACACACUUCGACUUUUAUCUGAAAGGUUGCAGGUAUUUUUUUUGGUAUUGCUGCCAAGGGAUUGCAAAUAUUUUCAUUGACCAUUGAUGUAUCGUGCAGCACCUCUUAAAUGUCCUGUUGACCUGCAAUCGAGCCCAGUGCUGCCCUCUACUACAUAUGGACAGUUCACUAAAGGACACACAAAGAACUGUGUAGCGUUUUAGUGUUCACGUCCUACUCAUUUUGUGUCUUUUUCGCUACUAUCAUGUACCAGCUACCGCUCCUAAGCAAAAGAUCCCUGCAGACUUGUGGUCUGUGCUGCCUUGAGGUAGUAAUUAGCCACCUAUCCAAUACAGGUGUUGUGUGCGUGUGUGCGUGACACAUCUGAAACAUACUUUUUGAUAACACUGAUUUAAACAUGACAGGGGCUUAACAAAACUAGUCAUCCAUUUUUAUGUAUUUCAUGUCAAAAUUCAGCUUUUUCAACAUGGAAGUCUUAAAUCAAAAAUAUUUCUUACCUGCUAAUCAUCCAGUUGCAAAACUGAAAGAAUAACUGCAGGUGUCACCCUGACGGUGAUGAUGAAAAACACUAAAGGUUGACUAGAUGCUCCUGAAAUGUUACAUUUUAAACUAAUCUUGGUAUUAGUUAAGUUGUGUAGCGACUGUUGACUCGAAUGUUCACUGGUCUACCUUGUUUUAAAGGGGUUUUGUCCUGACUGUUAAUAGGGUACACUGUUGAAAUACAGUAGAAGGUGACACUCUUGAAUAUAGCUAGUUUUUUUUUUUAUAUAUAUAAUGUAAACUGGAUGUAGGAUAUAAUGUUAACUGGAUGUAGGAACCACCUGUCUGUUUCAAAAAUGAGGUAUUUCCUGACAUGCUUCUGUAAUAAGCUCCCCCUGAUAAACAUUUGUUGUCUCUUUGUUCCUAGAAGACACUGUCAGCCCUAUUUUUUUUCCUGCUCAGCGUUUAUAGAUUCUUCUGACUUUGAAAGACUUUCAAAAGUAUUUUGGACACUU